Molecule: messenger RNA, 735 nt
Organism: Diutina rugosa
Lineage: Eukaryota; Fungi; Ascomycota; Pichiomycetes; Serinales; Debaryomycetaceae
Gene: RPN10
Product: proteasome regulatory particle base subunit
Exons: 1
Coding region: 1-735 (244 amino acids)
Biological process (GO): proteasome-mediated ubiquitin-dependent protein catabolic process
Cellular component (GO): cytosol; proteasome regulatory particle, base subcomplex; nucleus
Molecular function (GO): polyubiquitin modification-dependent protein binding
Source: RefSeq, a predicted model, not a curated record
AUGCCGCUCGAAGCCGUGAUGAUUGCCAUCGACAACUCCGAGUACAUGCGGAACGGCGACUACGCCACCACCCGCUACGACGCCCAGCUCACCGCCACCGAGUUCAUCUUCCAGAAUAAGAUCCACCUGAACCCGGAAAACACUGUCGGCUUGCUCGCCUACGGCGGCCAGGGCCCCCGGGUGCUUUCCACCCUCACCACCGACUAUGGGCGCAUCCUCCAAGGCGUCAAUGACACCGAGAUCCUGGGCGACAACCACUUCAGCUCCGGCCUCCAGGUGGCGGCGCUCGCUCUCAAACACCGGCAAAAUAAAGUGCAACAGCAGCGCAUCAUCGUGUUUGUGGGGUCGCCGAUACCCGAGCUGGAAAAAGAACUCGAGAAGUUGGCAAAAAAAUUGAAGAAAAACAACGUCGCCGUCGACAUCAUCAACUUCGGCGAAGAACUGGUCAACACCACCAAGCUCGAGCGGUUUAUCCUGGUGGUAUCGUCGAACGACAACUCCCAUUUGGUGACGAUCCCCGCCGGGCCGCGAUUGUUAUACGAAGUGAUCGCGUCGCUGGAAAUCCUCGUCGAGGGCGGCGGCAACGGCGACCACGAUAUGGGUGGCGACUUUGGUUUUGGCGACUUGGAUGCCGGGAUGGACCCCGACUUGGCGUUGGCGUUGAGAUUGUCGCUCGAAGAGGAGAAGGCCCGACAGGAGGCCGAGGCCAAGGCCAAGAGCCAGCCCCAGGAAUAG